Molecule: messenger RNA, 396 nt
Organism: Orbilia oligospora ATCC 24927
Lineage: Eukaryota; Fungi; Ascomycota; Orbiliomycetes; Orbiliales; Orbiliaceae
Exons: 2
Coding region: 1-396 (131 amino acids)
Biological process (GO): transcription initiation at RNA polymerase III promoter
Cellular component (GO): RNA polymerase III complex
Molecular function (GO): nucleotide binding
Source: RefSeq, a predicted model, not a curated record
AUGCUCAGCAAUUAUGAAGUCCUGGCACAUAUCCAAGAGGUUAAGCAACGAUACCGCAACCAAGUUGCUGAUCAGGGCCCAGCUGCGGCUAUGAAGCCAGGGAAUUUAGAAACAGUAAUGAAAGAGGUUAUUGAUUACCUCUCAACAACUGCUGCGAUCGCUCAGACUCCCGAAGCCACUACGAAGCUCGUGGAAGACCUAGCAAAAUCUCCCCUCCAAUUCGAGAAAAUAGAAGUGCUCAUGAUCUUGAACCAUCUACCAAAAAAUGAGACCGAAUUAGAUGUUCUCAUCGAGGAGCUAGAAUCGAGGCUCUCAGAAGAACAGAUUACAAAAGUUCUCGACACAAUUCUGUCCGCCACCCGGCCUAAGGCUGACCAUGAUACCUUAGAGGGCUGA